Lytechinus pictus (painted urchin) is the source of this 1953-nucleotide messenger RNA. RefSeq names its product trafficking protein particle complex subunit 2-like. The transcript is spliced from 6 exons. NCBI's taxonomy places the organism in Eukaryota, Metazoa, Echinodermata, Echinoidea, Temnopleuroida, Toxopneustidae. Gene Ontology annotation, cellular component: nucleus; cytoplasm; TRAPP complex. The coding region runs from base 156 to 584 and encodes 142 amino acids. The record is from RefSeq and is a predicted model, not a curated record. Gene Ontology annotation, biological process: endoplasmic reticulum to Golgi vesicle-mediated transport.
AUAUGGAGCUGAAACUAUUUUCUUGCAGGUAAUCCGUAAAAGUACUUCCGGGUAUAUCUAGACGUUCAUGUGAAUUGUGAUGGGAUGUAACCCGGGGGCCGUAACUUCUGAAAACGUAUGGAAACAGUCCUCUUGAAAGACUAAGCACUCCGAAGAUGUCUGGAAAUUACUAUUUUGUUAUAGUGGGUCACCAUGACAACCCAGUGUUUGAGCUUGAGCAUAGUAGUCAAUCAAGAGCUGCUGAAGCAAAGAAAGAUGACCACAGACACUUAAAUCAAUUCAUAGCUCAUGCAGCACUGGAUAUGGUAGAUGAACAUAUGUGGACAACACAAAACAUGUAUCUCAAGACAGUUGACAAAUUCAACGAGUGGUUUGUCUCUGCUUUUGUCACAGCAGGAAGGAUGAGAUUUCUUGUUCUACAUGAUAUCAAGAAUGAAGAUGGCAUCAAAAACUUCUUCUCUGAAGUCUAUGAAUUAUACAUCAAGUUUUCCAUGAAUCCAUUCUAUGAGCCAAGUAGUCAAAUCAAGUCACCUACACUUGAGAAGAGGAUACAACAGCUUGCCAAGAGAUUCCUUACGAGCUGAGUUAGAAUUUGUAUCAUAAUUUUAUAGUACUUUAUCUUUGUUGAAUUCAAGAAAAUCAAUAUUUAAAUGUACCGUGGUGCUCAAAAGCUAGUGAACCCCACCAGAAAAUGAACAUAUGUAAAUUGUUCAAGUUUUGUCACGGUUUAGAUAUUUAAUUCUGAAGUCGGAUGAUAAAAUAUUACAUUCAAUUAAGUUUGUUUCUCUGGGCUUUCCAAACAUUGAAGUGUUGUCUACAUUUAACACUCGGCAUGAAAUAGUGCAUUUAUGGCAGGGUUCACUAACUUUUGAGCACAACUCGUGAGAUUCUGUGAACAUGUGUUUUUAUAAUGAGCACAAUGAAUAUUUUUGUUUUGUUCCUAUUUUCCUACAGAUUUAAUCAUUUUGAAUAUAUUCAACCCCCCCCCCCCCAUCCAAUAAAGUUAAAUAAAUGAAUAAAGUUGAAAAUAAAUGGAAGGAAAAACAAAUCAGGAAUAAUUUUGGGCUAAUGAGUUUGCCAUCAUAUUCCAUUUGUUUGUAAGUUGGGACUUUUAUAAACUUUAAAAAUGUACACUUUAUAUUCCAGUUCAUAAAGCCUUGCAAAACUUAUGUUCAGCUUUAUGAAACACCACAGGGUCUGGUGACACAAAGUUUUGUGAUAGGUCAUAUACUUGGUUUUCAUGAAUGAUUGUACAUUGUACUCUUAUGUUAUGAAUCAUAAAGAUUUAUUCUAUGAUCAUUGUUAAGGUUUGUGUUACCCUUCAUGCCCAGUUACUUCACAUCUUCUGUAGAUAUGUUGGAACCUGAAAUUAGAACUAUGGAUGAUACUUUUACAUUAUUUAAAUUCAUUUAGCCCAAUAUUCACUAGAAUAUAAAGCAUUUAAUCAGUGAGUAAAUAAAAAAAUGGGUCAGCUAAGAGUAAUGCUUGAUUGCAGAAUUGCAUGUUACUUAACAUAUAAUCUUAUUGUUGAACAUGCUAUAGCAUGUGUUCUCUGAGCGUAAUCAGUAUUGUGUAUACAACACAAGACUGGUUAUGUGAGUGUGAAUUUUAAAUCAAUGUUUAAAGAGUUAAGUCUUUAUGAAACACUCACAAAUUAUACAACAGUGCACCAGAAUGUAUACAUACAAUAUGUGUUUGUGAUCAUCUAUCUUUUUGGUCACUUUCUUGUGACUUAUUCAUGUUAUGCAAAGAACGUUCAAAGUUGAUAAUUUGAUUUUAAGAAAUCCUAUCAAGACUCCAUUACAGAUGCGAGUGGUGUAUAUUAAGUGUAUGUUUAGUUUGAGAUACCCAUUAGUGCAAUAUUUUGUUAACAUCGAUGUAAGAGCAAAUUAAAAAUUGAUGUUUUUGUACAUUGUAAAUAAAUAUUACAACUGUAAGCUUACAUGUACUUCA